GAUUGGCAGUGUUCAGACACCAAUUCAGCCCAUUCAGAGUAGAUGGAGCCAGUGCUUGAGGACAGAGAAAGCCCUGACCCCGAUGCGUGGUCAGGCUCCAACACCCCCGCCGAGCUCGAUGACUUCCAGGAUGAAGACUAUUAUGAUGAGACAGACAGUGAAGUCGACCCUAAAGAGCUCAACGACCUUGACCAAGACCUGCAGCAUGACCUUGACCAAGACCUGCAGCAUGACCUGGAUCAAGACCAGCAGCAUGACCUGGCUCAAGACCAGCUUAAUGACCUUGACCAAGACCAGUUGGAUGACCUGGCUCAGGACCAGCUUAAUGACCUUGACCAAGACCAGCUUAAUGACCUUGACCAACACCGGCUGGAUGACCUUGAGCAGAAUCUGCAGGAUGACCUUGACCGAGACCUAAGUGGUUCCCCCUCCUCUCCACCUCGCCAGCGCUCCUUCUCUGACUACAGUGGCGACGAGCCCAACCCUGGCAGGGAGCAGUAUGACGGCUCAGACCCCGGAUCAGACCUCCGCACCGGGGACAGGAGCUGCAACUCCCCGGUGUACUCCCAUGGCUCAGACCCCGGAUCAGACCUCCAUGCUCGGGAGAGGAGCUGCAACUCUCCUGUGUACUCCCAUGGCUCAGACCCUGGAUCAGACCUCCGCACUGGGGACAGGAGCUGCAACUCUCCUGUGUACUCCCAUGGCUCAGAGGCCGAUUCGCGCUAUGCCACCCCCUCUCCUGCCCAGGAUGCCUUCUCUGACCGUGACUCUCCAGGUCAGCCUCGGCGUGACCCCGCACGCACCGACUCCUCCUUGUCGGGUCAGGUGGUGACCCGGCCUGACCCCGGCCGCCGCGUCACCAGCUCACCUGAGGAGGAGGAAGCGGGAGGCAGCCCAGGGGACGAGGAAGGAGAGGGAGGAGGGCAAUCGCAGGCACCUCCUGCUUGCGUUUCCUUUGGCAUUCCUGUGCAGGGUGCUGAGGCGGCAGAGGACUGGGGCUCAGAGGGAGAGAGAGAUCUCCACAGAGCCAGCAGGAACGGGCCGAGAGACGCACGGCUGAGACGGAGCCAGAGCCAAUCUGAGAAGCAGCAGAAGGAAGCCAAGUCUAAAUGUAAACGUAUUGCUUCGCUCCUCACCAAUGCACCAAACCCCCGGAACAAGGGGGUGUUAAUGUUUAAGAAACGUCGCCAAAGGGCCAAGAAGUUUACACUUGUGAGCUACGGGACAGGAGAGGCGGACUUUGAGAACGAGGGGGACAGCGCUGCAGAGUACGAAGACUACAGAUACUACGACAAAGACGGACAAAGCAUCCGGAUCACCCUCUCAACACCAAGCGACUCUGAAUUUGAGGACGAGUACUACGUUAAUGCACGAAAAUCUGACGCUAAUCUGAACUAUAACUACAAUUGGGGCAUCAGGCAAGUCGACCCGCCAGACACAUUCAGUUGGAGAAAAAUGGAGAAGCUUCCACAGACGAAAGGAAAGGGAGUGUUAAUGUUCGCCCAGCGACGUCAGAGGAUGGAUGAGAUUGCUGCCGAGCAUGAGGAGAUGAGGCGCAGGGGCAUUCCUGUCGAAGGUGUCAUGGAGCCCGAACCUGAAACCCCCAACCCUUUCACUCCUGAGGAGAGCUAUGCCAGUCCGGCCUAUAUGGAUGCCAGUGCUUACCAACAUCAAGAACAGCUGCAGCAACCACAAUACCAGCCACAACAACAACAACAACAACAGUAUCAGCAGCAGGAGCAGUACCAAAGUCCAGAAUAUCCUUACUCUCCCAAUGGCAUGAACGGUCUGGAUGCCCUCCAAUUUGGAUCUGCAGCAAAAGCCCUAGUGGCGAACAGAACCGCCAAGCCAUUUUUGGGUGGCCAAAGUAGGGCGCCAACCACCUUCUCGCCAGUGCGUGGUGUCCCCAGUCCAACUCAAAAGAAACAGGACCACAUCUUUAAGGUGCCCGUUCCUGUCAAUUCAGCCCCACAGGUCUGGUCUCCAACUGGAGACAUUAUUGCUUCUCGUGACGAACGCAUUGCUGUUCCGGCCAUCAAAACAGGCAUCUUGCCAGAGACAAGAAGGAGAGGAGCAAACAAAGCAAACGCUGGCGUGAAUUCUCAGCUUCAGACUAAAGGCGAUCGGAGAUCCUUCAUUGAGUCUGGUCCUGAAGAGGACUACCUUAGCCUUGGGGCAGAAGCUUGUAACUUUAUGCAAGCCCCACGGGUCAAGCACAAGGGGGCACCCCCACCCGUGGCCCCUAAACCCACAAUAAAUAAAGCUUGUCCACCUUGGUCUGCUGGUUCUCCUGGACAGUUGCCUGUCCAAGCCCCUCGCAGCCCCGUGCCUGCGUCCUCCCCAGUUCCGGCUGGGAUGCCCACUAUGAUGCCCGGUCAUGGCUAUCCUCCAGCACAACCCAACUGGGCUCCCAAGCAAGAGCUCCAACCAGCAAGCAACACAUGGGGUCACAUGUCUCCAUCUCCCACUCAAGGGUAUCCCCAGGCGCCCAACAACCACUGGGCCCCGGCGAGUCCACAGCCUCAACGGUCCUGGAUGCCUCAACCACAGCAAGCCCCAGUGAGUAUGCCAUCUGUAAGCCCGACACCGGCUGGUUCAAACCAGCCAAAGGCCCCAUGGACAAAGCCCCAAACUGAUAUGGGUUCAAUAGCAUCUUGUCCCCCAGCCCCACGUGGGACUUCCUACUCACAUGCACCCAAGGCACCACCUGCUUCUUCAUUGGAGCGCGUCUCUGAAUUAAGCACCGAUAAGCCGAAGGGUAGAGGUGCGGAACUGUUUGCUCGGAGGCAGUCCCGCAUGGAGAAGUUUGUGGUGGAUGCUGAAUCUGUGCAGGCCAACAUAGCCAAGUCCCCUUCCCCAACUCCCUCACUGCCAAGCACCUGGAAAUACUCAUCCAGUGUCCGUGCGCCACCCCCCAACUCUUACAACCCCAUUCUCUCCCCCUCUUACCCCCCCGGAGCAACAAAGCAGCCCCCGUCAACCAGCCCCAUGGUUAAGCCCAAAGCAAAGAAGGAGAAACCCAAACCAGCCCCUAAACAUCUCAAUGCCCUGGAUGUUAUGAAACAUAAGCCCUAUCAGCUUGACACCUCCCUCUUCAUGUAUAACUCCGUUCCCGAGGUAAAUGAGCCCAGCCCCAAAUCUUCCCCAGUCCCUCCUGUUCCGGAGUCAGCUCAGGUACCGAGGCAUGACUCUCCGACUAAAGCCAACGCCCCGGUAAGUGUCACCUACCCAUCCACUCAGCAGUCUGCCCCAGCUGCUCAGGCCCCGGACAAGAAGCUUUCUGCAUCACCUGCCGCGCAUGACCGCCCAGCCCAGUCCAACUUCUUUGUGCCAUCUACUCUGCCUCACAUGGCGUCCAGCAAACCCACGGGGGGCAGCUCCUACACGCUUCCCAUUUCAUCACCUUUGCCCGCUGAUUUAAUCUCUAGAUGUGCUCUUCCACUGGCCCCAAGACCUAAAUUCUCAGCUAAAAAGCCUGCAGUUACAGCCAAACAAUGGAAACCUGUAGUUAUGCUACACUAGGGGAUGGUAGAGAAUUGGGCACGUACAAAAUUGGCACCUCUGACUUAAUUAUUCUCAUCACACAAGCAUAAUUGUGUGUCCUUAACUCAAAAUAUUUUAUUUGAUAAAUCUGAAAAUAGGAAAUUCCAAGUAACCAAUCACUGCACAUUUAUUUAUCCCUAUUUUGAUAACCUUGAGGAUAUUGGAAAUUAAAAAUGAAUGUUGACUUUGGAUGUUUUGAUCCAAAACCUUUUAGCCAUCACUUUGUGUGGUUGCAAAUGAGUAUGUUUGCACCGCUGCAUGCACUGUUUUGCUGGAGCAUCACAGUAAACUACACAGGCCACUGGUCCUGGUAGAAUAUCUCUGUUACUAUAAGAGAGAGUCACAGGAAACUAAAGUAAGAGCAACAGACAUGAUGACUGAUCACUGACGGACGCUGAGGUUGGAAAGAGCAGCAUUUUGGCUGCUGAAAGUGCACUAAACUGAAAAGUGUAUGAAUGGCUUUGAUGUCUGUACUAUCAGAGACACUUUGCAAAGAAUUCUCAGGAAAUGCAAACAAAAUCAAAAAUCUUUGUCCCUGUGUUUGUAAUGUGAUAUUGUUGAUGGUCCUUAAGGGCCAUGUUUAUCAGUGUGAAGGCAGGCAAAACUAAUAUGCACAGUCCCCCUCUUCCCCUGAACACGUUCUAAGUAGGGUGGUUAGAGUCCAAAAGAAUGAGGAGAACCUAAAUCAACAUGCCAGCGUUUUGAACAAACUAUAAAUAGACGUGGCAUAAUGUUUCAAAACAAGACUGGAAGGUGGUUGCAAGUAUACCACUCACAUGUUUAACUAUUUGAUUUCCUGAAAAAUGCAUUUAAGAGAGAGCUGUGACAUCACGUUUGUUGACAUUAUCAAAUCCAAACUAUUCCAGGAUAGACUCACCUAACUUUAAUUUUAAUUAGACUUAUGUCAUGCCACAUUCAUUUCAAAGGAGCGAUAGUUUUGAAUGUAAAAUCUCCUGCUUUGCUAGUCUCAUUCCAAACAGUUGAGUGGUGUAAUAUAAGCAAGCCUUCACUGAUCCUGGCACAAUGUAAUACGCACCACUGUGUGUUUGUAGGUCUUUUUGUUGACGCCUGUACACCUCUUGACUUCCAUUAUGCACUGUAUGUAACCGUGGAAAUGUUCCUCUUUCAAUUUGUCACCAAAUGUAUUCAGAUGAACCAUCCAAGUGGUUUAAUAGUUCAAAGGGUCUGUCCAUGCUCAGUACAGAAGAAGUAUACUGUAGGCUACAUGGAAUGAUUUGGAGAUGAAUAGCACAGACAUGCAACACUACAUAAUGGAAGUCUUAUGCUUUACCAUGCUGCUGUUACAUUUAUAUGUUCUUCUGUCUGUAUGAAACUUGAAAAAAAAUCUUUCCUGUCCUUUUCUUUUGUGUCUUCUUUUAAAUAUUGCACUUCCUGAAUUCUUCCUCUGCAAUUAAACAUCUCCCUGAAAGGUU
Molecule: messenger RNA, 4976 nt
Organism: Sardina pilchardus (European sardine)
Lineage: Eukaryota; Metazoa; Chordata; Actinopteri; Clupeiformes; Clupeidae
Gene: synpo2b
Product: synaptopodin 2b
Exons: 2
Coding region: 43-3522 (1159 amino acids)
Biological process (GO): positive regulation of actin filament bundle assembly
Cellular component (GO): nucleus; Z disc; actin cytoskeleton
Molecular function (GO): actin binding
Source: RefSeq, a predicted model, not a curated record